AUGAAAUCAAAUUCAAACUUCGCUUCCCUGCCAGUUGAACUGGUCGAGUUAAUCUCAGGCUUUAUCGAUGCAGAUGGCUUAAUAGCACUACGUUUAGUCUGUCGUGACCUCCAGAGGAAAACGUUUCAUCACUUCGCGCAACGGUUCUUUUCAUCCAUCAAGACCGACCUCUCUGGAGACAGUCUGCGCCGUAUUAAUACACUCUCGCAAAAUACCGCCCUACGCCCUUAUGUGAAUGGGCUGGCCUUCACGCUUCAAAAUGGUGUCGGUCGCGGCUUGGUUUGGGACCGUCAUCCAUGGGGUCCUAUCUCCGCUCCUCUAGAGGUCGAACCGAUUCGCUCUCUACGUGAUAAUUUGAUCCAGAAUCUGACUAAUUGUCGAUCAUUCUUUAUUUUUUGUCGAUACCCCGAAGGUCAUCCAGAUAUGAGCCAUGUCACCAUCACGGACGCUGUGGCUGUGUUCUUUGCUAUGGUCCUAGAUGCUCUACCAGUGACGGCAUUCCAUCUUAUCUUCGCCAACAAAUACUCCCGCACCUUGCUCAUGGACAUGCGACGUCUUCCUAAGCUCCUCUAUCGCCAACCGGAGUUCAAGAUUGUGUGGGGUAAUUUACAAAAACUCUCUUUGGAACAAUAUCUCACGUUGGAUAACUUCAGCUUCCUGCUUGAGCUGGUUCUUAGCGCCCCAAACCUCCAAACCCUUUUGCUAAACCUCGGCUCGCAUGACUUGGCUUCCGAAUUUAUGCAUGAACUGGCUGAGAGCGCCAGCUUUUCCCAACUGCGCGAACUCGCCUUGUUCCGAACAUCCAUGCGGGGGCCCGAUCUCCACAAGCUUAUCGGCAAUACCCGCCCAAACUUGACUUCACUCACACUAUACCAUGUUUCCCUAGCACCAGGGAGCGAUUGGACUCCAUUUCUCAAGGAGCUGAGUCAGGGAUUUUUGGCUUUACAAAGUAUCUCGCUAUAUUAUCUGUGGGCCUGUACGCCUGCUAAGGGUGUCUUGACAUUUCCGGACAUUCCAAAGAUACCUUCGCUAUGCACUUCAAAGGGCCAGCAUCUUAACGUAUUUUACUCCGAAGAUAUCAAAACACCCACUGUUCUUGGUGUCGAGUAUUCUGGGUCAAAGAUGUUACAUGUGUUGAAUUUAUUACAGACAGAGAUUGAAAAACCUUGCUCACAAAGAGAGCUGGUUACUUCUAUGUGA
Messenger RNA from Penicillium robsamsonii, 1200 nucleotides. RefSeq lists its product as uncharacterized. The record is from RefSeq and is a predicted model, not a curated record. Gene Ontology annotation, molecular function: protein binding. The transcript has a single exon. Lineage: Eukaryota; Fungi; Ascomycota; Eurotiomycetes; Eurotiales; Aspergillaceae. Bases 1 to 1200 code for a protein of 399 amino acids.